Rodentolepis nana is the source of this 1332-nucleotide messenger RNA. NCBI's taxonomy places the organism in Eukaryota, Metazoa, Platyhelminthes, Cestoda, Cyclophyllidea, Hymenolepididae. The record is from the annotation of a GenBank genome assembly.
AUGCCCGUUGUCGAUCUACCACCUGUGCUUAAUACUAUUAACUCUGAAUUCGCUCUUGCAACAAUCAAAGACCGUCUGCCAGUUAUUUUGGUUAAAACCCUCGAUGAUCUGUACAAAUUCAAAGAAAAAUUUGGCAAUCCUCAAACCGACUAUGAGGAUGUUAAAUCUGCAAUAUCUGAGAUUGCCAAACUUCGCUAUGAGCUUAUGACAAAUAAACCCUUCGCUAAGCUUACACCUGAGUCUAAUGCUGAUGAUAUAGAAAUAUACAACGAAGCAAUUCAAAAUUACACUAAAGCGAAACUCUAUUGGUUCAAUGCACCUUGGCUUUUUGCUGAAUGCUACAUGUACAGACGGUUAAAUAACAUUGCCUACAAUUGUGGACUACCCACUUUAGACAUGUUCCAGGAACGAAAGAUUGCUAGUUUUGCAAACAGUCUACCUACAUUAGUUUCAAUGUGUGAAUGUCUGGACGAGGCUAUUAAUUCCUCUCGUCCCAAACCCUGUCUUGCAGAUCUGAAGUUCUUUCUCUUAUGUUCUCUUUGGUCAAACGAAGUUGACCUGUCUAUGCAAGCCGGUGAAACAGAAUGCGAUACUCAUGUUGGUGCCAAUCAGUUGAAAGAAAAUAUUGCAUUCAAAACUGCUAAUCAAAUGGUAGUUAGCGAUCUUGAUCAAAUUACUUCCCGUUGGCCUCUUAAAGGCGGUUCUCGAACUAUUAUCUUAGUAACGGAUAAUACCUCACCAGAGAUUUUCGCAGAUCUAGUGUUGUGCGAAUUUCUUCUCUCCUCUGGACUGGCCGAUCGAGCUAUUUUUAUGCCGAAACGCCUGCCCUGGUUCGUUUCGGAUGUAACUCCAAGAGAUUUCGAGUGGCUUCUUAAGAACCAAGACAUGCCUGGGUCUCCGGAAAACCUGGACAAAAUUAGGCCCUGUCUGAAGCGCAUAUCUCAACGCUUUUGUGACGGUUCAUUCACUACUGAAGUUCAUGGAUUUUGGACUCUUCCAUUUGGCUAUAAUGAAAUGAAGGAUCGAGCUCCAGACCUAUAUCAUAAACUCACGACAGAAUGCAGUGUUGUAAUUUUUAAGGGAGAUUUGAACUACAGGAAGUUGCUCGAGGAUCGUUCGUGGGCACCGGACUCUGCGAAGGAUAAGGUAACGGCUUUCAGUAGGUGUUUUCCUCCAAAUGAAGGCGAGGGCAGUUCUCUGAUGAUGACACUUCGAGUUGCCAAAGCAGACGUGGCUGUUGGAUUGACACCGGAGCGCUUUCAAGAAGUAAGAGCUCGUGACCCUCAGUGGUGGGUCAAGGGUCUCUUUGGCUUCAUUCAAAUCAUUACCUGA